GGAAACAGGAGUGGGCAUCCGCUGUGCUGCAAGAAGAAGAAACUUCGAGGAAAGAUGCACGAAGAGGAGGAUGGCAGCGAGGCGCACUCCUGCACGGCUUCGCGAUUCGUGAACUCCAGGUCCGUGGAUGUGGCCGACAUCGAGGGAGCGAAGGAGCAGGCCUCCAAACUGUGCGGCUACUUGAACAAACUAUCCGGCAAGGGGCCCUUGAGGGGGUACAAGCCGAAGUGGUUUGUGUAUGAUCCGAGGAAAUGCUAUUUGUAUUACUUCAAGUCUCCCCAGGAUGCCCUGCCGCUCGGACACAUCGAAAUAUGCGAUGCGUGUUUCAGCUACGAUUUGGACGGGGAAGAGGGUCAGUUUGAGAUCCGCACGGCCGACAAAGAGUUUCUACUUAAGGCUCCCAGUAAGCAGGUGAUGCACUACUGGCUGCAGCAGUUGCAGCAGAAACGUUGGGAGUACAGUAACAUGCGAGGCACUGGUCAGAGAGACAGCUGGAACUCCCCGACGCUGGCCUAUCCUCACACCGGCCUUGUAGGCAAAGAUAAUGAUGCUUUCAGCUUUGAGAAGCCAUGUGAAACCAUGGAGAAGGUCCGCAGUGAUUUUUCCAUGGACGACGAAACAGAGGGCGCUGGAAUGGUGGGAGCCCAGACAGCCAGAGGGCCCUCCACGAACCCCCUCAAUUUCUCCCUGAAAAACUUUGGCACGGAGCUCAGGAACUCCAUGUCUCACCUGCGUGGGGGACGACGCAGCGUGUUUUACACUAGCAACAGUCCCUCGGAGGAAUGGGAGCUCGUGGAUCCGCCAAAGGACUUUACUGAACAGAAACAUCAUCCGGACACACACAGACAUUCCUUUGGAUCGGCGUUUACCUUUGAUUUUGUGCGCAACCCCUCGCGGCCUAAGAAGCUUUUGCUGGGCUCUGGAAAGUUAGGCCGCAGUGCCGAAAGCUCGCCGGUGGAAUGUAACGGCAGCAAGUCUUUGGAAAUGCAGCUUCGCCUCCAGAGCCAGCAGCAGCAGGAAGAACUGAGUCGCUUGCAGCAGGAAGAGGCUAAACUCAAGGAAGAGCUGGCCACCCAGAAGGACAGUCUUCAAGGCUACAAAUCCCAGAACAAGUUCCUGAACAAAGAGAUCCUGGAGCUGACGGUGUUGCGCAGAAAUGCAGAGAGUCGAGAAAAGGCUUUAGAAGCAAAGUGUACGGCGCUUGAGGCCAAGCUGUGUCAGGUGGAGAGUAAGUACUUGGUUCUGCUUCAAGAGGUGAAGAACCCGGUAUGUUCGUCUUCAGAGCAGAGCCCAGCCCGGGAGGUCAUCUCCAGAUUGUUAGAAGAUGCACUGCAGGGCGAGAACACAGACCAGCAGGAGCACACGAUCUUCAAACCAAACACUGUCAGCGAGUAUGACGUGUACGGCUUCAAGACUGUCCCCGAGGAGGAGGAAGAGGAGGAGAAGCUGAUCGCAAAGGUGAGGGCCUUGGAGCUGAAGUCGCUGUCCAUGACGGAUCAGGAGGUUUCCGUCGGGGUCAAGUGGGAGAACUUUCUGUCCAGCACCAUGAACAGAGACCUGGUUCACUCCCCUGAGCUAAAGGCCCUGAUUCGUUGCGGCGUGCCACAUGGGCACCGCUCCAAGUUGUGGCGCUGGUGUGUUUCUUUCCACGUGAAGAAGUUUCGUGACCACUUGCCCCCAGACUAUUAUGACACCUUAUUAAACGUAGCAAGGGAGAAGCCCAACCCGGCCUCGAAGCAGAUCGAGUUGGACUUGCUGCGUACUUUGCCCAACAACAAGCACUAUGCCUCUCCGAGUGCAGGUGGCAUCCAAAAACUCAGGAACGUCCUGCUGGCUUUCUCAUGGAGGAAUCCAGAUAUCGGCUACUGUCAAGGACUGAACAGGCUGGCAGCAAUUGCCUUGCUCUAUUUAGAUCAAGAGGAUGCUUUUUGGACCCUUAUAGCUAUUGUGGAGGUCUUCAUGCCAAGAGACUAUUACACCAAGACUCUCCUUGGCUCACAGGUUGACCAGCGUGUGUUCAAGGAUCUGAUGAGCGAGAAGCUACCGCGGCUACACGCCCACUUUGAGCAGCACAAAGUCGAUUUUUCCCUCAUUACGUUUAACUGGUUCCUGGUGGUGUUUGUGGACAGCGUGGUGAGCGACAUCCUCUUCAAGAUCUGGGAUGCGUUUCUGUUUGAAGGACCAAAGAUCAUAUUCCGCUUUGCUCUUGCGCUCUUCAAGUACAAAGAAGAGGAGUUUUUGAAGUUGCAGGACUCCACGGCCAUCUUCAAAUAUCUCAGAUACUUCACACGCACAAUCCUGGAUUCAAGGAAGCUGAUGAGCGUUGCCUUUGUGGACAUGAACCCAUUCCCCAUGAGGCAAAUCCACAAUCGGCGCGCCUUCCACCUGGAGAAAGUCCGUCUCGAGCUGACGGAGCUGGAAGCGAUCCGACAGACCUUCCUCAGGGAGCGAGAGACGAGUCAGGAUAGAAGGAGCUUUGUCAGCGACGACGAGGAGGAAAACUGACCUCGGGCUUGUCGCGUUUCUAGGCCGAGUGGCUAAAGCACGGAGACAAAGAGAUCAUCUCCGCAGAGCGCCGCUGUUCUGCAGUGAUGAACGGAGCGCUUUCCCCACACCUAAUCGUUGGAGUUGGUCUCUGCAUCAGAGCUGGAACUAUCAACUUUAUACGUUUUUAGCAACAACCACAUCAAAAGAACAAAAUGUCACAAGCCCGAAAGGGCCUAUCAGUAUUAUCAGUAUUCCUGCCAUUUCUUUUUUUAAUUAAAUCUUGUAAAUCCUCUGUUUUCUGUACGCUUACGUGUUCAUGCAAUGGCCAAAACAACCUGCAGCACAAAUCAGUAUUUUCAAACAAAUGGCUGCGAUCCAUUUCCUUUUUAUAGCUGACUUUUAAAUGUGUUGAUGGAAUUAUUGUGUCAUUCAUUUGUGCUGUCAUCUUCUACACUCACACAAUUUUUUCCUCCACUAAAUUGCCACUGAGACGUGCGUGCACACAAAUCACUUAUGCUGAAAUGAAAACGUUGCUGAAACUUAAGUCUUAAGGCCUUCAAGCGUGUAUGUAACAUUUUCAGUUGAAGUUUCCUUCAAGGGAUGCGUCAAAAGCCACAUUUUCACGGUAUUAUCAGUUCUAGAAAGAGCAUCUGGAACUUGCUGAGCAGCAGUGCACUUUCUAUAAGCCAUCAAACUAACGUGAGCCAGUAUUGUCUGUUUUUUUUUUUUAAGCAUUAUUAGUUUAUUUUUAUCUGGGAGGUUUUUAUUGGCUAUCGAUUUUGCCAUUCGUGUUGUUGAAAGUAGUUUAGGAACUGUUCACGUUCUCACAAAGACAUAUCUAAAAAGUUGCACUGGAUUUAAUCAGUUGAGUAUCUGGUAUUGGCAGGAUCGGUUAAUCCAGUCACGCUGUUGUGGGUUACGCAGUUUUUGUAUGCUCUUGGUUUGUCUGUGUUUGUGUUACAUGUUUAAAUGGUCCAGUUUCCUUGUGCGCAAUUUGUUUUUAUUUGAGAUUUUUCUGAGCCCAAACCGCUGGUGUAAAUGCUGAUUGUAAUUGCAUUUGUUGUCCUCAGUGUGGCAGUGUGACAUUGGUUUACCUGGUAUUUACGCUUGGCUCACAGGUACCCUCCUCGCAGUUUGACUGCACUUGAAGUGGCUGUAAAGUCAUGAUGAUUGUUGUAUUAAAAGAAAAAAAAUGGAAAUAUGAUGUUAAAUAUAUGAGGGAAGCUUUUCACCGUAUUGCCAAAUAUCUCUGCCAUUUUCAUAAUCAGGUACUUCAAAGUUUCCUCUUCACUGGGAUCUCCUGUUUCGUACAGCAGCGUGGAGGAAAGCUGAUAUUCCAAGCUUCAGACGCUGUUUAUAUUUUAUCAAUCCAGCUGUUAAGUGAAACUUUUCAGUCUCCUUGAAUGGGAUUUUGUGCACUGAUGUGUUGUUUACACCCUGCUCGAGUUUUACUUUUAGAUUGCCUUGAGGUGUUUACAGAAACAAGAGAUCUGCUGUCAGUUGCAGCUUUGUCAGCUGUUCCCAUCCCCACUGAUCACCUGAUCCAAUGAACAAAUGGCAACAGCAACAACAAAUUUUUUUUUGAUAAUGGAAACAAAUGAAAAAGAGGCAUAUAGUUGUAUUUCUUCCUUUGUGAGAGCAGGUCUCUCACAAAGAUCUUGAUUGGUUUACAGUUAAACUUGCUUUUUUUAAUAUAUAAAUGUCCACACAUUGUCAGAAGGCUCAUACAGUAAGAUUUUAUGUUUACUCAGUUUCUCUUUUAAGGCUAGUGCCCCCCCCCCUCCCCCCCUCACAGAAUAAGCUACAUUUAAAAGUCUUCUCUUUUUUCCCUUUACUGUUUCUUUUUCUGUGUGUUGCUUUUCCCAGAAUGGUAUUGCACAAUUUUAUUGGUAGUAUGACUUCCGAAUAUCAUAUCAGCACUUCACCUUUUUGUAUGCAUAUCUCUCAUCUUGCUCAUUGUUAACCUGUUUCACCUAAUGAUGCAAAAAAAAAAA
Molecule: messenger RNA, 4481 nt
Organism: Neolamprologus brichardi
Lineage: Eukaryota; Metazoa; Chordata; Actinopteri; Cichliformes; Cichlidae
Source: RefSeq, a predicted model, not a curated record